CUAGGUUUUUUUUGAGUAAUCCUAAAACUGCUAGGUAAUAAAAGAGUUACAAUGCAAUGCAAUUGCUAGAUUGCAAGAUGGGCCAAGAAAACGGGUCCAAAUCAGUUGUGGACGCUCUGGGCCGAACAGCACGGUCCAGGCCCAGUGUUGACCAACACAAGCGGGUAAAGCGGGUCUCUUUGUUUCCCGUCGCAGUCUCUCUUGGCCCUCUGCUCUGCUCUCCCGCUCCCAAGCCCCUCCCUCCUAGCCUAGCUAGGGUUCUACUUUCCCCUCCGACAAGGUUUCACCGACGACGUGCGCCACCAUGACGGCCGCCGAGCUGCUCCGCGCCCAGCUCGAGGAGCACAACAUCGAGGAAGAUGAGCCUAUCCUUCAGGAUGAUGAUAACAACGAUGAAUACGAUGAUGAGGAUGAGGAUGAAAAAGAUGACGAUGAUGUUGAAGGAGGUGAUGCUAGUGCAAGAUCUAGGAGUGAGAAGAAGUGCAGGAAAGCCAUGGAGAGGCUUGGCAUGAAGGCCAUUACUGGUGUGAGCCGUGUAACUAUCAAGCAGAGCAAGACCGCUACGUUUGUUCUCUUGAAGCCAGACGUCUUCAAGAGCUCGCAGUCAGAAACCUAUGUCAUGUUGGGGGUGGUCAAGAUGGAGGACAUGGACGCUCAGCUGCUGACAGAAGCGGCGGAGCAGUCCAAGGCGUCGGUACCAAGCAGCAUCAUCUCAAAGGGUGAGCAGACUGUGGAAGAAGCCCAAGACGACGAGGUGGUCGACGAGACGGGCAUUGACAAGAAGGACGUCGAGCUCGUGAUGGCAGAGGCCCCCGUGUCGAGGUCCAGGGCUGUGAAGGCGCUCAAGGCUGCAGAUGGUGACAUUGUCAGCGCCAUCAUGGAGUUGACUAACUAGGUGAUGAUAGGGUGGGGGUCGCAAAUCAGUCUUGUCAUGUCAUCUUGAAUGUUGCAGUUGCGGAAUGGGAGGCUGUCUGUUGAAACUAGUACUGGCAUGUAGGUUUUAGAGGUGUUUUAACAUCUGAGGACCAGCAAACUGCUUGCUCUUGUGCACAAUUCUGAA
Molecule: messenger RNA, 1060 nt
Organism: Triticum urartu
Lineage: Eukaryota; Viridiplantae; Streptophyta; Magnoliopsida; Poales; Poaceae
Source: RefSeq, a predicted model, not a curated record